Messenger RNA from Ilex paraguariensis (yerba mate), 2367 nucleotides. The record is from the annotation of a GenBank genome assembly. Lineage: Eukaryota; Viridiplantae; Streptophyta; Magnoliopsida; Aquifoliales; Aquifoliaceae.
UUCGCGGGUUUCCAUAAACCAACUGAACUGAAAAACCUCCCACUCAUAAACCCUAGAAACCUUCUCUCUCUCUCUCUCUCUCUCUCUCUCUUUCAUAUGCAAGGCACAGACAUGCGAUCAUUACGAACACUAUACACCCAAAAACACCUCCUCGAUCUCAAUCGCCGCAAGCUCACCUCACUCAUUUCUCUAGUCUCAUGUAAAUCCUCCCAAAACCGUAGAUGCUCCCGCCAUUUUCAGUACACGACUCAAAGAACCAUCCACUUCUCCAACCAUCGAUUCACCAAAGAAUCCAUGGCCGUCGACGGCCCAAAUAGCUGGUCCACCGCUUCAUCUUCCAAUCAUCCUGCUUCGAACAACAGGAUAACUCCUAGUGUUUCCACUAUUUAUGAUCCUCUCGCCGGUUGUAUGGUCACAGGAAAAGGAUUUAAUCCCAAUAAUCAAGAGCAAGAGUCCGAAUCGAGCAACGGAAACGAAAAUCAAUCGACUUUGCCCGGUUUUAGUUUUGAAGGUGGAUUGGAAGAUAGGGUUUAUGGGAGUGUGAAGAAGGAGAAUUUGGGAAGUGGGACCGGGAAAAGUAUGGGAGUUGAGGAAUUUGUGAGGAAUAAUAGGAAGAAGGGCAAGAUUAAGACCAGUUGGGUGUGUUGCAAAUGCGGGUAUUCCGAUGGGCAGUGGUGGGGAAUUUGUAAGGCCUGUGAUAGCGUGGGAACGAUGACACAUUUUUCGGAGGGUAGUGUGAAUGUUGGGAGAAAUAGACGUGGGUUUGAGGUUUCGGAGAACGUGGUUCGCGCAUGGUUGCCUCAGCACUCAGCUGAGGCAGUGCCAUUGAGGUUGAGGGAUGUUAAUCGGGGGAUCAAUCAGUUGGAUUGGCGUAUCCCUUUGUAUGGACUAUUUGGAGCUGAAGUUGCAAGGGUGCUUGGUGGCGGUCUUGUACCUGGUUGUUUGGUUUUGGUUGGUGGUGAUCCUGGUGUUGGCAAAAGUACACUGUUGUUGCAGAUUGCUGCACUAAUAGCAGAAGGACAUAAUGUGGGUGAACAAGCUCCAGUUGUUUAUGUCUCUGGUGAAGAGAGUGUUGAGCAAAUUGGAAACAGAGCUGACCGUACGAGAAUUGUCACGGAGGAACUUUACUUAUAUUCAAGUACAGAUAUUGAGGACAUUCUAAAAAAAGCUCAGCCGCUGUCCCCUCGGGCUUUAAUUGUUGAUUCCAUUCAGACAGUUUAUUUGAGAGGAGUGACAGGAAGUGCUGGAGGUCUCUCACAGGUGAAAGAAUGUACAUCAGCCUUGCUGCGCUUUGCUAAGAAGACAAACAUCCCUGUUUUUUUGAUUGGGCAUGUGACUAAGUCUGGAGACAUAGCGGGACCUCGUGUCUUGGAGCAUAUUGUCGAUGUCGUUUUAUAUAUGGAAGGGGAGAAGUCCUCAUCUCAUCGCUUACUUCGGUCCGUGAAGAAUCGUUUUGGGUCCACUGAUGAGCUUGGAGUUUUCGCAAUGUCGCAAUCAGGAUUGCAAGCUGUUUCGAACCCCAGUGAGAUGUUCUUGAGUGAGCAGCACUCUGAUUCAGAAUUUUUGGCAGGAAUAGCAGUUGCUGUAAUUAUGGAUGGAUCUCGAACUUUUGUUAUUGAAAUUCAGGCAUUAUGUGUAGCUGGCUCAUCCAGUUCAAGGCAAGUAAAUGGGGUUCAAGCGAGCAGAGCUGAUAUGAUUAUUUCAGUUCUUAUGAAGCAAGCUGGUCUAAAGCUUCAAGAAAAUGGCAUCUAUUUGAAUGUUGUUAGUGGGGUUUCUCUGAUUGAGACUGCUGGGGAUCUUGCAAUAGCAGCCGCAAUUUGCAGCAGUUUCUUAGAAUUUCCUAUUCCCAGUGGUGUAGCAUUCAUUGGAGAAAUUGGCCUUGGUGGUGAGCUUCGUGGGGUUCCAAGAAUGGAGAAAAGGGUAAAUACAGUAGCAAAACUGGGAUAUAAAAAGUGUAUUGUCCCCAAAUCAGCUGAAAAGUCUAUGUUAGCUCUAGGUCUUGAGGAGAUUAUGAUCUUGGGCUGCAAGAAUUUGAAGGAGGUGAUCCAUACUGUAUUUACAGAGGGUCGAGGACCUUGAGGUGUAGCUAGAGAUUGUAUUCUCUUCAUAGCAUCUAUGAUACAAUGUACAUCUUUUUGUGUAUAGGUUUGAUAAAUCUUUUUGUCUGAAGGAUACAAUGUUUUGAUACACCGUUCCUUCAGAUACAGGUUAUCUUUUUGUGUAUAGUUUUGAUACAAUGUUAAACAAUGUUGGUUUUUAGCAAUUAUAUCAUGUUUCCUAUCAUAGUAUCUAUGUGAUACUUCGAUAUUUGGUGUUUUGUCAAUGGGAGAAGCAAUCGAUGACUUGUGGUUGCUAAAAGCAUGAAUA